GCUCAAGCAUUGGCUCACUUCAGCACGGGGAGGGAGCAGCUCCGGCUGAAUGCACUGCAGCCCACAGCGUAUCAGCUCGGAAAGCAGGGGGGCGAGGGGGGAAGAGAAGAGGCUGCUCUCCCGGGCUGGCAGUCGGACACGGCUGCGCUGGGCUUCAGGCUGUUUCUCUGGAAGUAUUUUGAAGCCCGGGCUUUGGAUGAAGAGAGAGAUUCAUCUGCUGAAUUGACACAUUUCACUUUCAAGAAAAUUCAGAACAGAAUUAAGUUUGACUUGUGUGUUUUCCCAGUCUUGACUGACCUCUGACUGAUGAGAACAUGUUGCUUGCUCUUUGUUAGGCCUUAUCACAUACAAAUCAUCUUGGAUUUGAAACUUUUAUGUCGUUCCAGACUUUUUGUGAGGAGCUUACACUUGUCUUUCAAGAGUUUAUCGGCAAAUCUUUUUUUUAGGAAAACAUCGCAACUGCCUGGAAUGAAUUACCUGAAUUGUUUUGUUGUUGGUAACGUAUCCAAGUAAUUUUCGAGUGUCUGGAAUCAAUUCCUUGAGAUAUUUUGAUACAGAGCUUUUCUUCCUAAAUGUUCCUGUUCCUUUUCCAAACCUCUUUAUUUUUAAAUGUUCUGUGCCAUCUUCUACAGAUUAUUUUUUUAAGUGUGUUUCAUUAAGAACUAAAAAGCCAUCUUCAGCUGAGGAAUUACUUUGUUGAACUCUGCCUGGCUUGGCUGCCUCUGAAUACCAAAGGCUUUAAUAAUAGUCAAGAUGUCUACUAAAGUCCCAAUCUACCUGAAAAGGGGCAGCAGGAAGGGGAAGAAAGAGAAACUCCGAGAUAUCCUCUCUUCUGAUAUGAUCAGCCCUCCACUGGGGGACUUCAGGCACACGAUUCACAUAGGGAGCGGGGGAGAGCAUGAUAUGUUUGGAGAUAUUUCUUUCUUGCAAGGGAAAUUCCACCUUCUGCCGAGGACCGAAAGCAACCUAGAUGCCGACAAAGAUGGCUCCUAUGGAGUGUCAUUUGAGUUCUCAAGGACUGCUACCAUCUCUGGGCAUGAGCAACCAUUGUCUGAAACCCCUUCGCCCCUCUUAAAGAAUGCCAUCUCGCUGCCUGUGAUUGGAGGCCCGCAGGCUCUUAUGCUGCCUUCGACCCAGGCUCCACCCAAACCACCACGGCUGCACCUUGAUGACAAAGUUCAACUGGCUCAGCCAGGCAAAGAAGCUGGGGAAGAACUGGUCUCAUCCAAGAACGGCAGGACUGCAGAGCCCAACCCCCAUUUCUGCCCCACCACUGAGUCGUUCACUAUUGCUCAAAAUGGGUUUGUUGAAGAGAAAAAUGAGGAUAAGCCCUUUAUGUCCCACGCCGGCUCUUUGCUGUCUCUCCACGUGGAUCUGGGGCCAUCUAUCUUAGAGGACGUCCUUCAGGUGAUGGAGAAACACCAAGCUGGUGCAUCAAUAUCGGAUUCCAGCAGACAAGAAAUCCUGACGUGAAAACUGAGAGGACUUCCCCAGGGGAGGGCUCUAAAAUGAAGUUUUGUAAAUAAAAAUAUUUUUUUUCCCCAAGUGGAACAUGGAUAAUUCGGCCAGUCUAAACAAGUGAUUUUUAUCCAGUCUGGGAUCCUGAAAGCAUAUCUUCACUAAUAGGAUAUUGUUCAGCUUAUAGGGAUGUGUUACUUAGUCUUCCCAGAGAUCUUCAUACCGACAGAAUGAGAUUUUUUUUUUGGGGGGGGGGGGGGGGGGGGGAAAGGUACUUUCUGCAGGCCCUCCAAUGCCUCUCAAUCCUGAAAACAACUAUGGAGUCAAUGUAAAUUCAGAUGCAACUAUAAAUUGCAAGUUACCAAUAAGGACUUUAACUUGACUGACAUGAUUAAAAUGUUAAAAGAUGUGCUUUAAAAAAAAAAAAAGUGUCAUUUUAAAGGGUUUGUACAGGGUGUGGUGUGACUGGUGGUGUUGUGAAAUAUCAAUGGUUUAAUCCCAAAAGACCUUGGUUCAGAUGGUGAGCGAGAGACUAUUUUUAUAGAGAACUUUCUGAAGUAAAAGCUGCAAAGUAUGCCAUAUGGCUGACGCCUAUUGUCAAAGCAGAAAAGGCUGUAGGUUGGAAUAUAACUGCAUAUACUUAAGAGGAUUUCUCAUUAGCAUUGUAAUCAAGAUUCACUGUUCACAUUCUAGCUGGAUAACUCGCCUACAGAUGUAGUGUAACAAAAAUCAGGUUGAUCCGUACUGUUCUAAAGCAGACUAUUUUCCAUCUGUACUUACUAUUUGAAGACGUGACCACUUGGUGUUUUGCAGGUAACUUCAAUUGUCAAAUAGACUGUUAGCAACUUUAUUUUAUUUUUGCCUUUUAAUUGGAUUUUUUUUAAACUGCCAACUUACUAGUAAAACUACUGGGAAAAAAAAUCCAUUGGCCUUUGAUGUUGUUCCUUCUUUCUAAAGAAGAUAAGAGUAAAAAGCUGGCGGGCUCUGUGUUUUAACAAAGACAUCACUACAUGCAAUGGCUGAAGGUUGACAGGUUCAACUAUAUAAGCCCAAAAUAUUUUAGCAGUGAGGGCAACUGAUCACUGGAACAGAUGACCAAUGAAUGUGGUAAAGUCUUCAUCCCUUGGUGUCUUUAAAUCCAGGCAGGCUGACUAAAAAAGAUGUGCUUUCAUAGAUUUCAUAGCCCUUAGAGCUGGAAGGGACAUAGGGAGAUCAUCGGGUCCAGACCCCUGCCCAAAGAGCAGGAAGUCAGCUGGGGUCAGAUGAUCCUAACAAGAUAAUCAUCCAAACACUUCUUGGACGUGUCCAGAGUAGGUGCUUGUACCACAAUUCACACCGUUUAAUUUCUGCAGUGAGCCAGUGAGUGAAACUUUCUUCCCGUGUCAUGCAGGAUGUUAGACUAGCUGACAUGGAUCCAUGCUGCCUUGAAACCUAUGGAAAUCCAAAUUCUGCUGCCAUUGGAACGGCAGAAAUAACAGAGACAGCAUUUGGUUCCUUUGGACCCAACGCAUUUGGACGCCCAACGCCCUUCAAAAUCUUUUGGGGGUGUAUGGCUUAUUUUUAAUGUGUGAACACCUAGGGAAUCCAGUCUAUCUAUCUUAAUAUUUAUGGAUCUCUCUGUGCUGUGCAAAAAUGUUCAACCAUAGCUUUAUGCAGGGUGACUUCAGAAAUGCAAGCAGCAAUUCUGUUAGUAGCAGUGAGAAAUAGAAUUGAUUAGCCCCUCUGCAGGUCAGCAUUAAUGUGGCUAAACUGCUGUCUGGUUCCAGAGUGAGUGCAGAGUAUUUGCAUGCUGUGGACUUGUGUUGCUGUAAAUAUCUGAGUACCUCAUAAUCGUUUGAUGCAUUUUAUCCCUGUAAUCUCCCUGGAAAGCAGAGAACCUUUUUUGCAGCCAAAUGCUAAAUGUCUCUAACCUCUGGUAUCUGGUUCCUUCUCUGGGAAGGAAAAUCAUCUCAUGCUUGGAGUGGGACUCCUGGGUUUCCUUCCCAGGUCUAGAGGGUGUUAUGGUCCACUGUUCAAAACCAGUGAGGGGGUGCAAGGGCCUGUAAGUUGGAACUGGAAGCUGUUCCCAGCUCAACCACUGACAUAUGGCUUUCAGCAAGUUCUCUGUGCCUCAGUUUCCGUGUCUGCAGAACAGAGAUAGACAUGCCUUUUGUGUGCUGUGCCAAGGAUCUGAAGCUUGUAGUAUGUGGAACUCCUAUUCGUAAAGGCAAUAACUAAUUGUUGAAGAAUCAGUUGUGAAAUUUUUGGCAGCCUUGGUUUUUAGCACUAUGGAAAUUUCUUAUUUCCUUAUGCAUCCUAAAGUGCAAUGACUUUCUGCUUUAUUUCCCUGAGCCUUGACUGUUUAAUCUUUCUAUAGGGGAAUAAAUAAUGACUCAUUAA
This is a messenger RNA of Alligator mississippiensis (American alligator), 3837 nucleotides long. RefSeq names its product CDC42 effector protein 2 (gene CDC42EP2). The transcript is spliced from 2 exons. Lineage: Eukaryota; Metazoa; Chordata; Crocodylia; Alligatoridae. Bases 754 to 1473 code for a protein of 239 amino acids. The record is from RefSeq and is a predicted model, not a curated record.